GUGAAUUCUAAACGGGAACACCCAUUGUUGGUUCUUCAUCUACGAUAUUUGUAAAAUCUGGCAUUUGUUUCACUAGAUCGAUCGGAUGAAACUUAAUUUGGAAGGAGUUGGUGGUGGUUGCCGGAUGUCGUUGAUGCCUUCGCCGGAGACUUUGAUGACUAACCAUGGAGGAGUAGGAGAUGGAGGAAUCUUAGGAACCGUUGGGGCAACGAAGUUCAUGAGGAUCAUAGAAGAAGAUUGUAAUUCGUCCGGCAGUUCGUCGAUUGGCAACAAUAGCGACGAUGAUGAUGAUCGCGAAGGGGAUGCUGAGAGUCCUUAUAGGUAUGAUCAUCACAACAACAAUAAUAACAACAAAAUCAACAAUGGAUCUCUCGAUGAUGCACUUCAAGCUCUGGAAGAAGCGCUGCCGAUUAGACGGGGAAUAUCAACAUUCUACAAUGGGAAGUCAAGGUCAUUCACAUGUUUAGCCGAUGUGUGGCCCUCAUCACCACCAUCAAUUAAAGACAUAGCAAAACCAGAGAAUGCCUACACCAGAAAACGAAGAAAUCUUCUAGCUUCGACUCUUUCAUCUUCAAAGAACAAGAACCGAGCUUUCCAACUAUCAAACAUUAGCAUAGGACGGAUAUCAAAGAAAUCCAAAACCUUAACUUUGCAAUUUGCAUCAGAAAAUGAGGAUCACGACGUAAAAACACAACCUCAAUUCAACAAAACAUCAUUGUUAAAGAAGCAAAAUGUAUCCUCCAUGAGAUCAUUUUCAUCAAUGGUCAACUUGCAUCCGUGUAGCUCUAGAUUUGGCUUAAAUUCCACCGAGAUCAGAAAUUGUUAAGAGUUACAUUACACCACUAUGUCCAACUGGUCCUUUUUUAAACGAUCUUUUUUCUAA
Molecule: messenger RNA, 883 nt
Organism: Cynara cardunculus var. scolymus (artichoke)
Lineage: Eukaryota; Viridiplantae; Streptophyta; Magnoliopsida; Asterales; Asteraceae
Exons: 2
Coding region: 86-826 (246 amino acids)
Source: RefSeq, a predicted model, not a curated record